Molecule: messenger RNA, 1551 nt
Organism: Diachasma alloeum
Lineage: Eukaryota; Metazoa; Arthropoda; Insecta; Hymenoptera; Braconidae
Exons: 3
Coding region: 1-1551 (516 amino acids)
Biological process (GO): DNA integration
Molecular function (GO): nucleic acid binding
Source: RefSeq, a predicted model, not a curated record
AUGCCCACUGAUGAGAAUCCAGCAGAUUUAAUAUCUAGAGGUGUCUCCCCCGAGGACUUGAAGGAGUCUAAACUUUGGUGGAAUGGUCCUCAUUGGCUUCAAGAUGAGAACAAGAGGCCUACAGAGAUGAAAAACCCAGUAACAGAUUUGCCUGAAGUGAAAAUUACUGAGGUCACUUUGACAUCGAUGUUACCGACAAAAAUACUCCAAAGGUGUUCAUCAGAAUCUUUCAGCGAAACGAGCAGAAUUGUUCCGUACUGCUUUCGCUUCCUAUCUGCGUUUACCGAGCAGAAGGAACCCAGUCCACUGAAUGUUGAAGAGCUGAAUAAAGCUGAAAAAACAAUCAUCAAGUUGGUACAGCACCAAGAAUUUCCAAUCGAGUUGCACUGUCUAAAGGAAGAGCGUGAAAUUCCUGAUAAAAGUGUAUUACGAGGGAGAUUGAAAUAUGCCAGUGUGUCAGAGAAUCAGAAGCAUCCGAUGGUACUACCAGCUAAAAAUCACAUCACCAACAUUAUCAUACGUGAUGAGCAUGUACGCCUGCACCACUGUCCCCCAGAGCAACUGCUGCAUCCCGUUCGACAGCGAUUUUGGCCCCUCAGUGGGCGUAAAGAAGCACAGAAGGUCGUGAAACACUGCCUCAAGUGUUUUCGGUUCAAUCCGAGGAUCCCUGGCAUCAUGAUGGGAGAACUACCCAAGGAAAGGGUAAGAGGAGAUCAACGUCCCUUCACUGUUAGUGGUGUUGAUUAUGCUGGCCCUAUACAGGUGAGAGAAAGUCGACGCAGAGGUCGCAUUCAUAUCUCCAAGGGUUACAUCGCUGUAUUCGUUUGUUUCGCCACAAAGGCUGUCCACCUCGAAUUGGUGAGUGACCUCACAACUGAAGCCUACCUCGCCGCUUUGAAUCGAUUUACAGCGCACCGUGGAGUGUGCUCGCAGUUGUACUCGGACAAUGGGACCAACUUCGUUGGAACAUCUCGAGCGUUAAGUGAAAUUUUUGAAUUUCUCACCAACAAUGAGACAGAGCUUGUUGAACGUCUUGCCAAGCAACGCAUCAGCUGGAGUUUUAUUCCUCCUCGCUCGCCACAUUUUGGUGGUUUGUGGGAAGCGGCGGUGAAAAUCAUGAAGAGACAUCUCAACACCGUCACUCAAGGUCGAGUUAUGACGUAUGAGGAAUAUUCCACUCUGUUGACCGAAAUAGAGGCGAUCCUCAACUCUCGUCCGCUAACUCCAUUGACUAACCACCCUGAUGAUCUUCAGGUUCUUAAUCCAGCACAUUUUUUGAUUGGUGACUCAUUAUUACAACCUGAAUACCUCCAGGAACUGAAGAAGAGGGUGAAAUGGACUGAUUCAAGUGAACCUAUUGGGCUAAAUACUCUGGUUUUGCUCAUUGAAGACAACGUAUCACCUCUUCACUGGCCUUUGGGUCGUGUUAUUGAGCUCCACCCUGGAGCUGAUGGUCUAGUCAGGGUCGUAACUGUCAAGACCUCAACUGGGAACUUCAAACGUACUGUGAAGAAGAUCUGCCCCCUACCAAUGGACGUGGGCGAAGAUUAA